AUGAGCACCCGCGCGGAGCAGGGUCAGGACCUAAUGGUGUCGGGUGAGGCGCGAGAAACAGCAGCACAUCAGAGAAAUGCGGUUCUCCAAGGGCUGGUGGUGGAAGGUGACCCUGCAGGUCGAGCCGCGAGGCGCUCCGGUGGUGACGACGGCGGGGCCCGGUCAGAUCCGGGCGGAUCUCGCCGGGGUAGAUCCAUUUUCAGCAGAUUUUUCAUGGAGGCGGACGGAUCCGGCGAGAUUGAGGGUCGACGGCUUCAGCUAGAUCACUCCCUCAUGGUGACAGAAGCACGCUCACGUCGGUCGCCGCCCUGCGCUCCGCACGCUCGCCCCGGGCCACCGCGCCGCUCGCCCACGCGACGCUCCCCGCGCGUCGCGCCCCACUCGGCCAUCACGCCACUCACCCAGCACGCUCGCACGCCGCUCCCCGCUCGUCCACCGCAUCGCUCCCCGCCUGGCUUCCCCGAUUACGAUAGGAGCGAGGGCUUGGCCAGCCCGGACUCCCCGCUCGCCUUCCCCGAUGACGACAAGCACGACGAGGCAACGGUGGAGGAGGACAAGGCCAAGGCCAGCGUACGGGACAAGGUGAGCCAUCGGGACGCCAGAUCGGCGGGUCGCCCGCCCGCCACCCUCCGCCAAUUCGUUCCGCUUCGAUUUGGAUUUGUUGAGAUGGAGCGCGUCACGAGCACCCCCGACUGCAUCCUGAGAUUUUCCGAAGAGUAGAAUCCCGGAAUCAGAAGCCGAAUCUCAAACAAAGGCCAUCUAUGUGUGGAGUUUAGCCCUGUUCUGCUGUAAGGAAAGCAUGACCUUCACAUAGGUGAUGCAAGCGGAACAAGCUAGACUCGCAACGUCUGUUUUCACGCAUCUUCUCCAACAAAUAUUACCCUCAUAAGGUUGUUAGUAUUAUAUCAGUAUACUUCUUCGGCCUUUCCAUAUGAGGUGAAUCAAGGUAACCUAUAUGAUGUAGUGAAGGAUAAACUACCCUCCCCCGUGUUGUUUCUGGAUAUGUUAUUUUUCAGUGAAUUACUACUCAAGCAUUGAUUUAA
This is a messenger RNA of Hordeum vulgare subsp. vulgare (domesticated barley), 1043 nucleotides long. RefSeq lists its product as uncharacterized. NCBI's taxonomy places the organism in Eukaryota, Viridiplantae, Streptophyta, Magnoliopsida, Poales, Poaceae. The record is from RefSeq and is a predicted model, not a curated record. The coding region runs from base 1 to 720 and encodes 239 amino acids. The transcript is spliced from 4 exons.